CGGAACAAGGCUCUGAGCCCGCGUGGAGGGCGGAGCGCGCUUCUCUAGAGGUGGAACCGGUAUCCCAGCGCUCGCGCCUUCUGUGUGCACCCCUUCCUUGCCGGCCGGCACUUUGGGUCCACAGUUUUACCCAAGCCUCGAGACAGUGAGCAGAAUUUGCUGGUAUAACUAGUUCUAAUGGCUGGGAACAAAGGACGCGGACGUGCAGCUUACACCUUUAAUAUUGAGGCAGUUGGAUUUGGCAGAGGUGAAAAGCUACCCGAUGUAGUCCUGAAACCACCCCCACUAUUUCCUGAUACAGAUUAUAAACCGGUGCCACUGAAAGCAGGAGAGGGCGAAGAAUACAUGCUGGCAUUGAAACAGGAGUUGAGAGAAACUAUGAAAAGGAUGCCUUAUUAUUUAGAAACACCUGAAGAAAAACAAGAUAUUGAAAGAUACAGUAAAAGAUAUAUGAAGGUAUACAAAGAGGAGUGGAUACCAGAUUGGAGAAGACUCCCAAGAGAAAUGAUGCCAAGGAAAAAGUGCAAAAAAGCAGGCCCCAAAUCCCAAAAAGCAAAGGCUACGGGCAAAGGCGCGUCACUCACUAAUACUGCAGAUGUAUUGAAAAAAAUCGAGGAAUUGGAAAAGAGAGGUGAUGGUGAAAAAUCAGAUGAGGAAAAUGAAGAGAAAGAAGGAAGCAAAGAGAAAAAUAAAGAAGGCGAUGAUGAUGAGGAUGAUGAUGCUGCAGAACAAGAGGAGUAUGAUGAAGAAGAGCAAGAAGAGGAAAAUGACUACAUUAAUUCCUACUUUGAAGAUGGAGAUGAUUUUGGUGCAGACAGUGAUGACAACAUGGAUGAAGCAACCUAUUAGCUAUGGAAUGUCUCCAAAAAUAUCUUUAUGAUACAGCUUCUAAAUAUUUGGACAGACUUGUUUUCUAUUUCUGAUAAGGAAUGAGUUUUGUAUUUUUGUUCCUGUUUUGUUAGACCAAUAUUUGCUGUCAAAAUACUCGGAACCACAUUGAGUUUACAUACUAGGUACCUUACCAGUUAGUCUCUGAUGCUCUGACAUUCCUUCUCAACACCGUGUCAUGCCUCUUAUGUGUUCAAGUGGAUUUUUUUUUUUGUAUUAUUCAGAUUUGAAUGUGCCUAGAGUUUUUGCAUCUUUUAAUCUAUGUAUUCAUACUUGAACAAAUUAUUGUUUAACUUGAUCUGUUGUAAAACUAGUACUGGU
Messenger RNA from Prionailurus viverrinus (fishing cat), 1209 nucleotides. It is a transcript of the gene POLR3G, whose product is annotated as RNA polymerase III subunit G. The record is from RefSeq and is a predicted model, not a curated record. Lineage: Eukaryota; Metazoa; Chordata; Mammalia; Carnivora; Felidae. Gene Ontology annotation, cellular component: RNA polymerase III complex. Gene Ontology annotation, biological process: cell population proliferation; transcription by RNA polymerase III. The transcript is spliced from 8 exons. The coding region runs from base 178 to 849 and encodes 223 amino acids.